AUGCCGCCGCGCCGCCGAGGAGCGUCGGGCUACCGCGGCGUCCGCCAGCGCCCCAAUGGCUCGUACUACGUUGAGAUCCGGUCCGACGACGUCCGGCUCGGCCUCGGCACCUUCCGGACUGCGCACGAGGCCGCCCGCGCGUACGAUGCGGCGGCGUGGCGCCUAGACAGGCCGCGCGUGCAGAUGAAGUUCCAGGACGUCCACACGCGACAGCAGGCGCAGGACGUCGCCCCUCCGCCUCGUCUUAUCACGGACCAAGACCGUGGGGAACACGCUCGGCUGCAGCGCCGCCUCCUCAUCGCCAAGGAGGACGAGCGGGCCAUGGCGGAGUGGCGCCGGCGCCACCCGGAUGAUGUUGCCGACGAGCAAGCCUACUGGGCGAAGCAGACGACAAAGCGCCGCGAGGAACGGUUGGACAGGCGUCGGCGGAAGGCCCUGGCAUUAUCGCAGUGCGAUAUCGUUGAAAAUGGUGGGUAG
Triticum urartu is the source of this 477-nucleotide messenger RNA. NCBI's taxonomy places the organism in Eukaryota, Viridiplantae, Streptophyta, Magnoliopsida, Poales, Poaceae. The record is from RefSeq and is a predicted model, not a curated record.